Messenger RNA from Contarinia nasturtii (swede midge), 3277 nucleotides. RefSeq lists its product as uncharacterized. The coding region runs from base 583 to 3123 and encodes 846 amino acids. Gene Ontology annotation, biological process: potassium ion transmembrane transport; stabilization of membrane potential. The transcript has 5 exons. Gene Ontology annotation, molecular function: potassium ion leak channel activity. Lineage: Eukaryota; Metazoa; Arthropoda; Insecta; Diptera; Cecidomyiidae. Gene Ontology annotation, cellular component: membrane. The record is from RefSeq and is a predicted model, not a curated record.
CGAGAAACCAAUGACUAUAUGAUGUGCCUAUGUGAAUUUCCCACAGUUUUACUGUCAUCGUUCUUCUGUUUACUACAAACAUGUUUCAAUUUUAUCGUCAAAAUCUCACUUUUCUAUCUUAGCCCCUGUUUUCAUUGUAAAUUAUUAGUUUAUUGUUGUUAUCGUUGUUGGCUUUUUUUCUUCUAUUCGUUCGUGUUGCAAAAUUCGUUUGUUGUCGUCAAAAAACGACAAUAUCCAUAUUUGUUUCAGUGUAAAGGUGUGCGCUUUCGAUCGAAAAGAGAGAAAAAAAAAACCUGGGCGAACAUUUUCCGAAGUUAUAUGUGAUACAAACAAGCGAAGAAAUUUCGUGUGGAAAAAAAAUUCGGUUGUCUCCUUCUCUCCAUUAGAUCGGUGAAAUGUUUUUAGUGAAAUGCGUUUUUAAUCGAGUGUUCAGUAAAUGGAAAUUGCAAUGGAUGAAAACGAUUGCUAAUUAAGCAUUUGUUGUUUAUUUAUUUAUUUUUUAUUGUUGUUGAGUGCAUUCGAGUGUUGAUCGAUUAGUAAAUUGUAUUUUAUUUUUAUUGUUGUUGGAUGUAAAGUGAUACGAUGAAUGAUACAAAUGUUGAUGCUCCGGCUAUAAUGCGAAGACGUCGCCGCAUCGCACGUCAGCAACGUGAAAAAACGCCAGAACCAAUUGCGAAAAUUGGCGGAAUCAAACCAAAAUACUCCGAUGAUGAAAGCAGCAGUACAACAACAACAGCCACACCAAAUGAAUAUGAUAAAAGACGCACAAAUCCGGCAACCAUAAUACUGGGCACCACCAAAGUAAAGACAACAAAAACAACGUCAAACAGCAGUGGUGAAGGCAGUCACAGAAAUAGUAGUAAUGUUGCAUAUAGAGAGAAAAUUUUAAAUCGCAGAGAUCGUGCCAGUCGACCGAUUUCAAUAAUCCGAAGUCAAUCGACACCACGAGAAAUACCACCCGAUUCGCCAACAACCGAUGAAAAAGCGCCCAGCGAAACAAGCGGUAAUGUUGUACGAUUUUUUCGAAAGGCUAAACGUAGCUUGUCAAUACCUCGACGUCAUCAUGAUGUGGCUUGUGAAACAUCACCAAUUCGUACCCAUGAUGAGGUUAUAAAACGGUAUACAAAAUCGCCAAUUGUUAAAAUCGAACCAAAAACCGAUCCGAUCAAUGGCAAUGAUCAAAACAGUCGGCUUCGAAAAUUGGAAAUGAAUUUACAGCGGUUUGAAGAUGAGCGAAAGAUUUUCGCAUUGGAACGUGAGAAAUUUGAGCGUGAAAAACGUCAAAUCGAACAAAUGCGAUUCCAGCGUUUGCUUGAUUUUGAGCGAAAACGUUCGAUGCAACAGAGAGAACGUGAACAAUUAGCACACGAAGCGGCCGCCAUUGCAUUGGCCGAAAUCGAAAAACAGAGAAUUGUAUUAGAACAUCAACGGCAUCGAAGAAGCAAAAGUAAAUCAUCAUUUAAUGGAAGUACAGAAACGUAUGCUGAUGACUAUGAAUCAUCGACGGCCACAUCAUCUUCAUCACGUGCUGAUGAUUUCAAAGAUCACGAUUUUGCAAAUGAUAUUCCAUUUGAAUGUCUAGAUGAGUUGCCAAAUAUCGAACCCAAUUUCAAUUAUGAAAUAGAUGACGUUCAAACGGUUGCUGAAAUGGAAUCGCAUGUUGAUGUGCCAAAACAAUCGUUACUUUCACGUUUGAUUUUUGGCAAAGCAAAACCAAAGACAAUCACACCCAUUUCGAAUCGUAAAACAUAUCUUCGGACGCGCGUCGAUGAUGGCGGUCCAAUUUCAAUUCGUCGAAUCAUUUUCAUUGAAUCGCCAUUGGUUUGGCAUCAAGUAAUCGAAUUACAUCAAGACGAAUGGGACCAAAUGAUGCGCAUACGAAAUCGAUGCAUCGCCAAUUUUAUACUUCUUUGUAUAUUCUUUGGUGUUGGUGGUUUAAUGUUUCGUUUUAUUGAAGGUGCUUUUGAAAAUUUCUAUAAAUGUGGAGUUCGACGAGUGAAACGAGACUUUGUCGAUCACUUGUGGUCGACGAGUCAGGAUUUAAGCGAGGACGAUUGGAAAUCAUUGGCUCGCAGCAAAUUAAGAGGUUUUGAAGAGGAAUUGCACAGUGCACAUGAAGCCGGAUUGAGAUCGUACAGUGGACUUAAAUCGUGGACAUUCAUUAAUGGUGUCGUUUAUUGUAUGAGCGUCGUAACUACCAUCGGAUAUGGCCACAUUUCAUGUACAACAAAUACGGGUCGUGCCAUUACAAUUCUAUACGCAAUCAUCGGCAUACCAUUGUUUUUGAUCUUACUGGCGGAUUUUGGCAAGCUAUUCACAAGAGGCAUUAAAUUCAUUUGGUCCUAUGUCCGGCGACUGUAUUACACGGGUUCAAUGCGCAGAGUGAGAAAACAGGCACAAGUACAGGAGAUGAUUCGUGGAAUGAGUAUAGCAUAUGACAUAGCCACAUUUCGUCGUCCAAGUAUGAUGGCAAAAGAAUCUGAUUUGGAGCGUGCCCAAACGGCUACACCAACGGCUGGAACGUAUAGUGAAAGUCCCACCACCCCAAUGCCUCCCGAAAUGGAAAUUGACGAUGAAUUCAAUUUGCCCAUUUCGUUGGCAUUCUUCAUUUUGAUCUUAUACAUUUUGGCCGGUGCUGGUGUAUAUUCAAUUUGGGAAAAUUGGACAUUCUUUGAAUCUUGUUACUUUGUAUUUGUGUCAAUGUCAACAAUUGGCUUCGGUGAUUAUGUGCCACAGCAUCCAGCCCGAAUGAUGGCAAGCAUAAUUUAUUUGAUCUUUGGUCUUGCGUUAACAUCUAUGUGCAUUAAUGUUGUGCAAGUUAAACUAAACGACAGUUUUCGUCAUGCAAGUGCCAAGAUUGGUGCUACGAUCGGUCUUACUUUGGCCGAAGAAGAAGCACGCAGCUCACAAAAUCUCACACCGGUCCCGGAAAAUGCAUCGGUACACUCGUAUGGCAAAAAUUCAGACAAAGUUGAUUCAAAGCAUAGCAUUGACUCAGGCAACUAUGAUAAUGCUGAAUUUCGUGAUGGCAAAGUUUUGCAGGUCAGCGAUCCAAAACAACAACCACUUUUACAAAAGUCUGCCGACAAUAUAGAUGUGAACAAUAAAACGAAGCACAUUUAAUUUGUAAUUCACUUGUAUCUUGAUCUUUUUUUAAUUUAAUUGUGUGUCCUUUUUUCUGUUGAAAAACAAUUUAAAUUAUUAUAACAUCUUUUUGGAUUUUUAUUUUACGGAAUUUUCUCGUCGUAAUAAAAUAUCGUUGAUUAAACUUGUUAAA